GGUUAAACGAAAAUUCACCGGCGCCUUUUAGCACUCGAAUCAUUUGGGUGAAAUCGCCGAUAGUGUUCGCUCGUACAUACGCUUUCGAAUGAUGUUGGGGCAAGUGCUUGCCACUGCGGGUAGAAAGGAUUUUUGAGUGAAGAAGUGGUUCAUGAAAAAAUUGUGGAAAUGCUGAAGAUGAUUCCACCGUCUGGUGACGGAUUCUGGGCGACAGUGGAGCUACUCGUUCACGCCUUACCGGAUGUCGCCAAAGUUGAUUACUUCAGUGAUGACAUUGAGGAAUGGCUGGAGACAGUUGCGAAUAAAGUGAAGAUGCUGAGGGAGAGGAAGAGGAGAAUGCACAAGACUCAAGAUGAGGGGGAGAUUUAUCCGGGGUAUCGGCCCAUCAUUGAUUGCAGCUUCAGCAAUCCACCGGUGAGAUCCAAGCUGGAGAUGCUGAUGGGCAGCAGUGUUGUGAGACUGACGGACCGCAGGUACAUGCUGAAACUCAUGGCGAGGAUACGGCAGGAUUACGAAAGCCGGCAACAGGGUAGGAUUGAGGAGAGGAAGAAAAAUGAACUCAUGCGGACGAAGAUGAUGAUACUGAAUCGGUUGAUACCCGUGCAAGAGGCGCCUGUGGAGAUCCGCAGGUAUCCGCUCUUCCAGCUGUACCUAUACUGCGACGCUAUCAUUGAGGAAAAGAGGAAGAAAAGAUCACCGAAGCAGAUCAAAAUAGCACAGUCUCUGUAUCGCAAUCUGUAUCCACAUCCGGAGACAGAGGAGAAGCUCGGAGUUGAGGAAACUGAAGUUUAUAUGAAGCGAAUUAAUGUGAAUGGAUCCCCUGAAUUGAUACCCCUAACCGCUGACGAACUGGCCGAAGUAAAACGCGAGGAGGAGGCGGAAUCAGACAUCGACAACGGCUACAUGCUAUCUCAGGAGGAGUACGACAGGCUCCAUUACGAAACCGCGGCAAUAAAGGAUCUCAGAGAGGCGCAGAACGUGGAGGAUAUGUACGCCAAAGCUCACGAAAUUCUUGGUAUCCUCUACUCCUACGUGGACGAUGGUAAAUACAAGAAGCUACAGAAGGAUGAGUCAUCUGCGUCACCACCGCAGGGUCAAGAACUUGUCGGUGAACCCGAGACAACAGCAAAACCAACAACGCAGGAAUAAUGGCCCCGUCGAUAAAGGGAAAGUCAUGACUUGCUUAUUCAUUCGAGAAAAUUCGUCACAACAUCAUAUUUACUCGGCGAACGAGAGG
Molecule: messenger RNA, 1237 nt
Organism: Diachasma alloeum
Lineage: Eukaryota; Metazoa; Arthropoda; Insecta; Hymenoptera; Braconidae
Exons: 6
Coding region: 169-1149 (326 amino acids)
Source: RefSeq, a predicted model, not a curated record